This is a messenger RNA of Stylophora pistillata, 489 nucleotides long. RefSeq lists its product as uncharacterized. The record is from RefSeq and is a predicted model, not a curated record. Lineage: Eukaryota; Metazoa; Cnidaria; Anthozoa; Scleractinia; Pocilloporidae.
AUAAGAUGAAGCCGGCUAUUUUAAUCACCGUUCUUAUCUUGGUUGCAAUAGCAGCUAUAUCAGCAAUCCCCACUCCAGGCCGGCGGUUGAAUGAUGAGCGGCGUCCCAUGCACGAGUUUAGCAAGGAGAACUUCAGAAACAAACUCAUGGAUUACAUUAUGAAUCACGAGAAGAGAUGCAAGUAUGAUUAUUGCAGCCCUGGUGAUAGAUGCUGUGGUGGAAGAUGUGUCUGUCCAAUCGGAGCUUCAGCUGGUAGCUGGUGUAAUUGUGUACUAAACCGGUCUCGUUCAGGUUCAAACGAGAAAUAACUGAUCACACAUCUCUGCAUUGAUUGGUCGAGUGUACCAUGGCUCUCUCAAGCAGCAUGCAAAUAAGCGACUUUAAAAGCAGUAGGUCAGCCAAGUUGACGUAAGAGUGAAGGAUUUUAGUGAAAUUAUAUUCAGUAGUUCAAGCGCUUUUGUAAUCUCAAUAAAAACCAUUUUGAACAAG